AUGGACUUCCUGAAAAAAGAACAUCUGAAAAAAGACAGGACCUUUUCUUCCAUUCCUUUAAAAUACCAUACUACUGUGAUCCCAAACUCCGAAAAGAAAGGUUUCAGUUCUCAAUCGAAGAGAUUUCUGUUUGUCCCGAAUGAAAAUCCAGGCCCAGGAUGUUAUAAUGUCAGACAUCAAUCUGCACUUCUCAACAGUGUUUCCCAGUCCCAGAAAGGAACUUGUUUUUUUCCUUCCUUGGAUGUACGUAUCGCUCGCCACAGAGCCCCUCACUGCCCUGCUGCAAAUGCCUACAGCCUCCCUCCUACUCUUCAGUCCAAGCAAAACUUUAGCUUGGGAUAUUCCAGCAUGUUUCAACAGCCAAUUGCUAGGAAGAUACCCAAAACACCUACUCCAGCCCCCAACCAAUAUAAUGUCUCCCUGGAUGCUUGCAAGAGGAGCCAGAACAUAGGCGCCAAGUCAGUGUUCUCAUCCAGAACAAGACGGGAGUUGCCAGUCAAUAGCAAGGAAAGAGUUCCUUCUCCUUGUCAUUACCAAAUUAAAGACUCUUUCAUCCGGCAGUCGCCUGCAAUGCUGGUGUCCUGCUUCAAGUCUACAACUACUCGUGAAAUCAAAACACAGUCCCUGAGUCCAGGGCCUGCAGCCUACCAGCCCAUUGGAAGUCCCAUCCCAGUAUCAAGGAAGUUCCUUGGCUUGCGAAAGAACAUUUUGAACUUCUCAGCCCCACCUGCCCAUCGUCCCAGAACCCCCCCUCCGCCCGGACCUGGCCAGUAUGAAAUAGUAGACUAUGAAGGGCCGAGCAAGCACUACAUUUCCAGCGCUGUAUUUGUCUCGAACACAGACCGUUGUUUCAGAGAUAAAUUCCACCAAGAGAUACCUGGCCCAGGGACGUACGACUUACCAGUACCCCAGAAGCAGUCCUUCAUCUACAACAACAAUAAGAAAUGGGUGCCAGUACUUUGAUGCAUAGGACCCUGCGAGGAUUUCUCUUGCCUGUGAACAAAC
Molecule: messenger RNA, 1005 nt
Organism: Euleptes europaea (tarantolino)
Lineage: Eukaryota; Metazoa; Chordata; Lepidosauria; Squamata; Sphaerodactylidae
Gene: STPG1
Product: sperm tail PG-rich repeat containing 1
Exons: 8
Coding region: 1-963 (320 amino acids)
Biological process (GO): epigenetic programing of male pronucleus
Cellular component (GO): germinal vesicle; male pronucleus; female pronucleus
Molecular function (GO): histone binding; chromatin binding
Source: RefSeq, a predicted model, not a curated record